Serpula lacrymans var. lacrymans S7.9 is the source of this 429-nucleotide messenger RNA. RefSeq lists its product as uncharacterized. Bases 1 to 429 code for a protein of 142 amino acids. The record is from RefSeq and is a predicted model, not a curated record. The transcript has a single exon. Lineage: Eukaryota; Fungi; Basidiomycota; Agaricomycetes; Boletales; Serpulaceae.
AUGCCUCGCUGCAGAAAACAGCGCUCUCAAGCCCAGGCAGCCCACCUUGAUCGAGCGCGAGAGUUGCGGUGGCUGCGCCUCGAUUCCAACAAGAAGAACAACAUUAUUUCAUUCUAUAAUGCCUUGAGUCAGGCUGGAGUUCAAACACGCAGGGCUGCUCACUCACAUGCAAUCAAAGACCUUGAAGUUAAGUUGUCGAAGGCCAACUGCAACUUUGAUCUUGCUAGAAAGGCUCUCACACAAAGAAAUUCCUGCAUUAGACGUCAGAAUGCUGAGCUGGCAAGCAAGAAGGCCUUGCUUGCAGCCAGAAGUGCGGAGGCCAUGGAAAUGAAGAGUACAUUACAAGCACUGGAGCGGAGUGCGAGUGCAGCAGUUGAAGAUCUUUAUGAUGCACAUUUGAGAGUGCAGCGGCUGCACGUCCUCCUUUGA